Molecule: messenger RNA, 1502 nt
Organism: Ilex paraguariensis (yerba mate)
Lineage: Eukaryota; Viridiplantae; Streptophyta; Magnoliopsida; Aquifoliales; Aquifoliaceae
Source: the annotation of a GenBank genome assembly
AGAUUCCACUUGACAGUGUCUCUCUACCGUUCCGAACUAAAAGACCACACUGCAGAUAUGGCGGAUUUGACGACUCUCUGAUCCGCACAACACACAAAACAAUCUCAAAAAUCCAAAAACCCUUGUCCCAAAAUUCUCAAUUCAGGGUCUCUAAUGGCGUCCCAUCGAUUAAUUGAUCUCUCCGUGCUUUCUUGCCUUCUUUUCUUUGCCUCGUUGUGUCUCAUUUCUUCAACUUCAACGGUCUUCUCUGUUGAUCUCCCUCUCAACUCUUCCGAUAAAGUCUCUCUGGGACUAUACUACGAGAGCCUUUGCCCUUACAGUGCCAAUUUCGUCGUUAAUUAUCUGGCAAAAAUCUUCGUUGAUGGACUUAUUGACAUCGUGGAUCUCAAUCUUGUCCCUUGGGGCAAUGCCAAGCUCACGGGCAACAGCACCUUCGCUUGCCAGCAUGGUCCAUGGGAAUGUUUGCUGAACACUGUGGAAGCAUGUGCAAUCAGCGCCUGGCCUGAUGUGAAUGGUCACUUUACUUUUGUCUAUUGCGUUGAAUCGCUGGUGUAUGAGGGCAAGUAUACCCAGUGGGAAACAUGCUUUGAGAAACUGGGUUUGGAUCCAAAGCCUGUUGCUGAUUGCUAUAGUAACGGACAGGGGAAGGAGCUUGAACUACAAUAUGCAGCAGAAACAAAUGCCCUUGAACCUCCCCAUACAUAUGUGCCAUGGGUAGUUGUGGAUGGACAGCCACUUUAUGAAGUUAGUUUCUUCGACUCUGUCACCAUAUUGUGGACGUUUUUGUACUUUCACUGUUUGUGUCGAUUGGACCAUAGACUAGAAGGCAGUGCUUUUUUCUAAAGCAACAAAUUCUUCUUAUUUUCUGUGAAUUUCUUGGCAAACAAUUAAUAACUUUAUCCUAAGUACAUGGGGCUCAUUGAUUCUUAGUACCAUAAAUUUUAUCCGGAGGAUGAAUCCAAAAAGAAAUAUUAUUGGUACUACCUCCUAUUUUUAUGAACCAAAUGAAUCGUUUUAACCUAGGAUCAAAAGAAAAUGGAUACAGUAGAUCUCUUCAGGAAAUGUUAUUACUUCUCUUCUUGCAGGAUUAUGAGGACUUUAUAAGAUACAUAUGUAAGGCGUACUCAGGCACUGCCAUACCCCAAACGUGCAGCAACUUAUCCCUCAACAGCAUUCGCAAGGGAAAAGUAAGCUUUAUCAAGCCAGUCUGCUAUUCAGACGAUACAACCGAGUCUAUAAGAUCAGGCAUAAAAUCGUGGAAGCGCUAAGUUAAAAUGGCAGCUUCAAUUUAAAUUUCCAGUAUUCCUGUUUAGUUUUCUGUAUUAUUGAUAUGUUCUAUGUAGAUGUAGUAGGGGAAACUUCAAUUGGCUUUUCGAUAUGUGCACUUUGUAGUAAAGUCAAUGAAUGAACUAUAUGUUUGUUUUGUUGAUAAUGAAUGUGGUGCUAUUUAUUAGUUGGAUUGAACCUGGCUUGAUUGAUUUAGAAGUGAACUUGUAUGGUAU